Molecule: messenger RNA, 1331 nt
Organism: Ylistrum balloti
Lineage: Eukaryota; Metazoa; Mollusca; Bivalvia; Pectinida; Pectinidae
Product: glycoprotein-N-acetylgalactosamine 3-beta-galactosyltransferase 1-like
Exons: 5
Coding region: 42-1100 (352 amino acids)
Cellular component (GO): membrane
Molecular function (GO): N-acetylgalactosaminide beta-1,3-galactosyltransferase activity
Source: RefSeq, a predicted model, not a curated record
AGGCUGCCAUGGAUGAGAAGCUUGAAUGAAAUGACGGGUAGAUGAUGAGAUACAAAUCUAGAGACAUGAAGAAUCGAAUCAAACAUUUUCUGUGGAAGCACAAGCCAUUUUGGAGAUUAUACCUACGUAACUUUGUCAUCGUGACAAUUAUUGUACUGUGUUCUAUCUUCAUCGCCUGUCUCAAUGAAGAUUUUACAUCAAAAGUGAGAGGCUAUGUGUGGAGAGUAGACAUAAAGACGCUAGCCGAGCAGUAUAAAGAUGAAUCAUCACUUUACAUAGACCAGACCCAUGCCGACCAUUUAUUCCACAAGGUCAAAGUACUGUGCUUUAUUUUGACCACCGAAGGAAAACUGGGCGGAAAGGUUCAGAUUGUCAACAACACGUGGGCGAGACGCUGUAACAAAGUAUUAUAUGUCUUGUGUACAAAACGUGAAUCCCCUGAUCUUCUGUCCACAUGUUCUGUUGGUGAGAGUAAAUAUCACCUAACAGGUAAAGUCCGGUUUGCUAUCAGACAUUCCUAUGAACAUUAUAUACAGAACUAUGACUGGUUUUUAAAGGCCGAUGAUGAUACAUAUGUAAUCAUGGAGAACCUGCGAUAUUUAUUAUCAAACUAUCCCACCAACAAAGCUGGAUAUCUUGGCUACCACUUCAAAGUACACAUGAAUCAAGGAUACAUGAGUGGCGGGGCUGGCUAUGUUAUCAAUAGACAGGCCCUUAGACAGGUGGUUGAGCAGGGAUUCCAACAAAACGGUUGUCUCGAAGACGGUGGCGACGAGGAUGUAGAAAUCGGUAGAUGUCUUCAGUCAUCCAGUGUACAAGUGUUUAGCUCACUGGAUAAGUUUGACAGAGAGACCUUCCAUACAGAUAAACCUUGGCAGCAUAUCUGGGGAAUUCCACCUGGUUACCUUAAGUUAUAUUCCAAAAAUGGAGUGGGAAAGGGAGCUGAGUGCUGUAGCCAGUUUACCGUUUCCUAUCACCAUGUCGAUGCUGCUACCAUGGCGUUUAUGGAACAUAUGCUUUAUAGGACUAGUGUGUAUGGACGAAAUGGACUAACAAACGCUUCUGAUGUCUUUCCGCCACGAUUUCACCGGGCCGGUUGAAAUAAGUCAUUGCCACUAAGACUGGCCAUGAAGUAUUUCACUUCCUUCCUCCUAAUUGUAGAGCAAAUCCUCUAAUGUCAUUCCCAGAAAAAUACCACAGUUAUAUUUAGAAUUAAGUACAAAAUAUGGAAUUUCAGAUAUUUUCCUACUUCUCAUCUCUUCAAUUAUUUAUGUUUUAUUAAUUCCAGGAAGAUCUGGUCAAUCUGUCAGAAAAUAUCCAGAAGUAAGACU